AUGGAAAACAGGAUCCCGGGGCAGAAAUCGCCAAUGGCAGUGCGACCAUUUUUUGAAGAGGAUGUGGAGUUUGUGGGAGUAGAACCAGAAGGGACAGAGAACGCAAUGGAACAAGCUUUGAAGGAAGGGAUAGUCGGUGAAGCUGGACCAUUGAAGCGGAUUAUCGUUCAGAAAGUUCCGGAAAACUAUAUUGGGGAUUCGGGUCCGAGGAUAAUGGGAAUACCAUUACAGAGCACGGUGAGAGAGGCCUUCAAUGCUCGCGACUGGUCUGCUCAAUCAAGGUCUAGGAAUGGUCUUAUCCGUAAUGUUAAAGACCUUCUAAGAACCUACGACCCUCAGGAUAACAACAUGCGCUCUGAUGUCUACUCUUGGGGUGACAUCACUCAAGCUGGACGUGGCUCUGUGCGUACUUUCCAGUCUUGGAGAACAAUGAUGUCUUGGCUUUUCACUAGAUCAAGAAACGGUACAUCGUCUACCUUGAAGAGAAUUGUUGCGCAAGCAACGGUCUAUGGGUUAUGGAAAGAACGGAAUAGUCGGAUCCAUAAUGGUAUCUCUCUUACUUCGGACAACAUUUUCAUGCAGAUUGAUCGAUCCAUAAGGGAUACAUUACUUGCCAGGAGAUUUCGCAAAGGAUGUUGUGGUCUGCUUUCCAAAUGGUCUAGAUUUAGUUAA
Messenger RNA from Arabis nemorensis, 672 nucleotides. Lineage: Eukaryota; Viridiplantae; Streptophyta; Magnoliopsida; Brassicales; Brassicaceae. The record is from the annotation of a GenBank genome assembly.